Molecule: messenger RNA, 2277 nt
Organism: Herpailurus yagouaroundi (jaguarundi)
Lineage: Eukaryota; Metazoa; Chordata; Mammalia; Carnivora; Felidae
Gene: LGI4
Product: leucine rich repeat LGI family member 4
Exons: 9
Coding region: 1-1623 (540 amino acids)
Biological process (GO): myelination in peripheral nervous system; neuron maturation
Molecular function (GO): protein binding
Source: RefSeq, a predicted model, not a curated record
AUGGGAGGGGCAGGCGUUGUGCUGCUGCUGCUGCUGCUGUUGGCCGGAGCGGGCGCCGGGGUGGCCUGGAGACCACCAAAGGGAAAGUGCCCUCCGAGCUGCUCCUGCUCCAAGGAUAGUGCCCUGUGUGAGGGCUCUCCAGACCUGCCCGAGAGCUUCUCCCCGACCCUGCUGUCACUCUCACUCGUUAGGACUGGAAUCACCCAGCUGAAGGCCGGAAGCUUCCUGAGGGUGCCCACACUGCACCUGCUCCUCUUCACAUCCAACUCCUUCUCUGUGAUUGAGGACGAUGCAUUUGCGGGCCUGUCCCACCUGCAGUACCUCUUCAUCGAGGACAAUGACAUUGGCUCCAUCUCUAAGAACGCUCUCAGAGGACUUCGCUCACUCACACACCUGAGCCUGGCCAGUAAUAAUCUCAAGACCCUCCCCAGAUUCCUGUUCCGAGGCCUGGAGACCCUAACUCAUGUGGACCUCCGCGGGAACCCGAUCCAGUGUGACUGCCGCGUCCUCUGGCUGCUGCAGUGGAUGCCCACCGUGAAUGCCAGCGUGGGGACUGGGGCCUGCGCCGGCCCCACUGCUCUGGCCCACAUGCAGCUCCGCCACCUGGACCCCAAGACGUUCAAGUGCAGAGCCAUUGAGCUGUCCUGGUUCCAGACGGUUGGGGAGGCGGCGCUGGGCGUGGAGUCCUUCUCCUACCAGGGGGAGCCCCACAUCGUCCUGGCACAGCCGUUUGCGGGCCGUUGUCUGAUCCUCACCUGGGACUAUAGCCUGCAGCGUUUCCGGCCCGAGGAAGAGCUGUCAGCGCCCUCGGUGGUGUCCUGCAAGCCACUGGUGCUGGGCCCGAGCCUCUUCGUGCUGGCCGCCCGCCUGUGGGGUGGCUCGCAGCUGUGGGCCCGGCCCGGCCCCGGCCUGCGCCUGGCCCCCACACAGGCCCUGGCCCCACGACGGCUGCUGCGGCCCAAUGACGCCGAGCUCCUGUGGCUGGACGGGCAGCCCUGCUUCGUGGUGGCCGACGCCUCCAAGGCGGGCAGCACCACGCUGCUGUGCCGGGACGGGCCCGGCUUCUACCCUCACCAGAGCCUGCACGCCUGGCACCGGGACACGGAUGCCGAGGCCCUCGAGCUGGACGGCCGGCCCCACCUGCUGCUGGCCUCUGCCUCACAGCGGCCCGUGCUCUUCCACUGGCUCGGGGGCCGCUUCGAGAGGCGCACAGACAUCCCCGAGGCUGAGGACGUCUAUGCCACGCGUCACUUCCAGGCCGGCGGGGACGUGUUCCUGUGCCUGACACGCUACAUCGGGGACUCCAUGGUCAUGCGCUGGGACGGCUCCAUGUUCCGCCUGCUGCAGCGACUGCCCUCGCGUGGUGCCCACGUCUUCCAGCCGCUGCUCAUCGCCAGGGACCAGCUGGCUAUCCUGGGCAGCGACUUUGCCUUCAGUCAGGUCUUGCGUCUUGAGCCUGACAAAGGGCUCCUGGAGCCGCUGCAGGAGCUGGGGCCCCCAGCCUUGGUGGCCCCCCGUGCCUUUGCUCACAUCACCGUGGCCGGCAGACGCUUCCUCUUCGCCGCUUGCUUCAAGGGCCCCACACAGAUCUACCAGCAUCACGAGCUAGACCUCAGUGCCUGAAACGCGAGGGGACCUUGAGACCUUGGACACGGCUCGGAGGGGAGGGGGCACUGGCGCGGGGAGUCCCAGGCCUCUGGACGCUCACUUGAACGGCCUCCUGGCCCUACCCGGGGUGAUGGUAUCUGUGAGGUACUGACCACAGGCCGAGUUCAAGACAAGGGCCUUGAACUUCCAGUCUGAAGCAACAUCUCAGCCCGUGGCACAUGCUCCGACCAAGCAUGACUUGGGGCUCGGGCUGGGGCACCGCAAGAAGCUGGGGUACCGAAGCCAUGGUGGGGGCGAUGUGCAGAACUCCAUGAGGUCUGGAAGAGCCCCCUCAAGCCCACUCCCCUCCUGCUCCCUCUGAAAGUGCUGAGGAGGAGAGAGCUUUCCUUUCCCUCUAAACUCAUUCUGGCCAAUCUCUUUUAGUGCCCGCCUCCGUGACGUCAUCAGUCGCUGGGCCGGUUUCCCUGCCCGGGCCUGCUAACUUCCUCUGCUGCUUUGUGCGCAUGCCUCCUGCCCAGGCGGAAGCCCAGCGUGUUGGCCCUCUUGCGCCUGCGCAAGAAAUAGGUGGGAAAGUAGGUGUUGUGGCUGGAGCCCCCGCUACCCUUUCUCUGGAGAGGACGGGAAGUGUAUAAGCUCAAUAAACACGCUGUGCACCUGCCUCACCCAUUA